Messenger RNA from Paramecium sonneborni, 1419 nucleotides. The record is from the annotation of a GenBank genome assembly. Lineage: Eukaryota; Ciliophora; Oligohymenophorea; Peniculida; Parameciidae.
AAUAAAUGGCUGCUUAUUCUUUUGGAACAUCAUAUUAAAGACCACCAAUAAAAGUUGAAUAAGCUCCUGGAGUAGGGGUAUGAAUAAAUAUGAAUGAUUAGAACUACAAUGGUGAUCGUUAUCAUAAUUAAAGACCUCCUAGUUGGAAGUACAAAUAAAUCAGUUAAAUUUAGAAUUGGAACUGCUAAUAGAACAAUAUAGUAGAUGGUAUAUUAACCUGGUCCAGGAUAAUAUGAAUAAUUAUAGAGGGCAAUUGUAAUUUAAUAUAUGUGAUUUUGAGAAAAGGAAAAAGCCUGAAUUUUCAAUGGGUGCUAAAUUUAGAAAUCAUAUAGAAGUAGGGAAGGGAAUUACUCGUAAAUAUUGAAUAAUAAUAGUUUUUAGCUGGUCCUGGUGCAUAUAAUCCAGAUUUCAAACCUUUAUAGAAAUGUGCUUCAAGUUAUAGUAUGCGUAAUAAACCCUAAUUGGGUGGAAUUGAUGAUAAUUUAAGAGAACUAAAAAAUGGUCCAGGUCCAGCUGCAUAUGAGACUAAUUAUUCUACUAUUUUAAGUAGGCCAGCAUCUAGAAUUGGUAAUUAAAAUAGAGGAGGAUUCUAUGAUACAAAAGGAUAUAUUCCAGGUGUUGGUAAAUAUAAUAUUCGUCCUUCAACAUCAGGACCAUAUCACAGAUUUGGAAAUGCUUAAAGAGAUUCAACUUUUACUGAAAGAGUUUAAACUCCAGGUCCUGGAUAAUAUAUGCAUUAAUCACAUUUGAAUCUUAAAGCUACAACAAUUAGUUCUAAAAGAAUACCUACUAAUACUGAAAAUGCUCCAGGUCCUGGACAUUAUGAUCCUUCUACUGAUUUUACUAAACGUUCUAUUCCUGGAGGUAGAGUUGGAACUGCUAAAUAAAGAUAAGUUUUUGAUUCGCGUUUUACUCCUGGACCUGGACAUUAUUAAUCUUAAAGUGCUACUAAAAGAAGACCUCCCAGUUAUAAAAUUGGAUCAGAAUAAAGAACACUUAUUAAUUAAUAAGAAGUUCCAGGACCUGGAUCUUAUGAUAUUAGUAGAGAUGGAACUAAUAAAGCUUAUACACUUAGACCUAAAUAUACUGAUAGAUUACCUGAUGGAACACCAGGACCUUUAGAUUAUUAUCCUAAUAUAUCAUAAACUAAAUCAAGACCUUUAUCUUGUAGAGUCGGAACUGAAAUCAGAGAUAAAAAUAAAAUUAAUGAUAAUCCUGCUCCUAACCAUUAUUAACUUAAUCAAACAAAUCCAGGACCUAAAUUCCCGUAUCUAUUUUAUCUCUUUUUUCAUUAGAUUUGGAUCAGAAUCUAGAGUUACUGAUAGAAAUGAUGUUGCACCUGGACCUGGAACAUAUAAUAUUCCUCCUUAUUUUGCUAAUGUUCCUAAUUAUCUUAUACCAAAUAAAAUUGAUUUAUGA